GUUUCUGUGUCUCACAUCCUGUCGGCACAUUUCCUCCUCUCUCUCACUCGCUCGCCCUCUUAAACUCCUUGAGCGGCGGGCGUCCUACGAGUGUCGCGGCUGCAGCCCCAGACGCGCGCGUGCAUGAGUCGCGGGUGCGCCCCAGAACGCCGAUAUUAACAGACGUGGACCCCGCCACUACACAAUUAGCACCAUGACUGACCGAUUUGACUGCCACUACUGUCGUGACUCUCUGUACGGGAAGAAGUACAUCAAAAAGGACGAGAAGCACUGCUGCCUGCGCUGCUUUGACAAAUUCUGUGCUAAUACGUGUGCUGAAUGCAGACGACCCAUUGGCUCAGAUGCCAAGGAGCUGCAUUAUAAAAACCGCUACUGGCACGAGGAUUGCUUUCGCUGUUCCAAAUGCUACAAGCCCCUGGCUAAUGAGCAGUUUGCAGCAAAAGAUGACAAGAUUCUGUGCAGCAAGUGCAGUUCCCGAGUAGACUCAAGCCGAUGCCAUGCUUGCUACAAGCCCAUCUUGCCAGGUACCCAGAACGUGGAAUACAAAGGCAAUGCUUGGCAUGAGGAGUGUUUCACUUGCUACCAGUGUAAGAAGCCAAUUGGGUCUGAGAGCUUUUUGACUAAGGGCGAUGAUAUCUACUGUGCUGUUUGCCAUGAGAAGAAGUUUGCAAAGCACUGUGUCCACUGCAAGCAGGCUAUCACUUCUGGAGGCAUAAGCUACCAGGAUCAGCCCUGGCACGGUGAGUGCUUCAUCUGCAACACCUGCAAGAAGCCCUUAGCUGGUCAGCGCUUCACUGCACACGAGGGCAACAUGUACUGUGUGGAUUGUUACAAGACCUCCGUGGCCAAGAAAUGCUCUGGAUGCAACAACCCUAUCACAGGGUUUGGCAGAGGAACCAAUGUAGUGAACUAUGAAGGAAACUCCUGGCAUGAGUACUGCUUCACAUGCAAGAAGUGCUCCCUCUCACUGGCCAACAAGCGCUUUGUUUGCCACAACGACAACAUCUAUUGUCCAGAUUGUGCUAAGAAGCUGUGAAGUUCCUCACUGGCAACUGCAGAUCACAGUCACAGGAUCUCAAUAUACACAUUUAUGUUAUCUAAGCCCAGUAGUGCUGAUUUAGCUGUAGGAAAGGAUACCUUUGCCAGUUUUGCAAUUUAUUUUCAUUUACUGCUGUAAAGCUUCAAGGUGGGGUGGGGGGAAUAAACCAUUUCACAGUUUCCAUCAACAGCAAUAUAAAUAGUAAGGGGAGACAAAGAGGACCCAAACCUCAUAAUGUGGUGUGUGCUCAAUUUAUCAAAAACACCAAAUGCCAUUCUUAAGACUGAUCACAUUUUCUUUUGGUGGCAUCUGCUGCCACACAUCUUCAUGGGCCUGAGGCAAAUCUCCUGCCUGGCCACUGUUGUUGUGUCUGCAAGCAUUCCUUCCUUCGUGCACCUCAAAGAUGUCCCUUGUCAACUCCAAAUUGACCCGGCAACCUAGGGUUGCUUCUUCCCUUGUGUUCAAACAUCUCCAACUCCUUUUGAUACAGAAACUUGUAUGGGGGGUGGUGGUAUAGUGAGGUCAGGGGAUUCUAUAAUUUGAUUUUCUGAAAAGUCCUGCACAAAUAUAACCUCAUUUAUGGAAAACAGCAGGCACGUCUCACUGACGGACACCAUGCAAGUGGAAUGAUUGUGACAGCCAUUGGCAGUGCCACAGCGAGGAUACAGUACUGCAACUGCAGCCCCCAAGAUUUGUGAAGACCACUGCUCAGCCCCUCUCCCUUCAGAUCGCACUAACACUAUGGCCUUUGACUAUGCUGAAUAUUCAUUACCUGCAGAUUUCAUCUUUGUCACACUUUGUAUUUUAACUAGCCUUGUGACAGAUGAAAACAUUAGGGCCAUAUUUGUUUGCAAGCUAACAGACUGGAUAUUUAUUUACUAAGCAUACUGAUGACAGUUGUUUAACUUGAUUAUAGAAGUUAACCUUGCAUUUUUCAAUUAUUAAGAGGCCUUCAUUUACACAUCAAGUGCUUCUUGUUUGCAUGCGUUUUUUUAAGUUUUUAUUUUUUUCUUUCUUCUGUUAGUAGAGCUAGAGGCAGCAUUAAAGACGGACACGUUGAGCUUUACUAUCUACAAGAUGGCGGUGAUGCUUCAGUUUAGCGGCUUUGAAUUAAGCCAAUAACACAUUUACAUGACAUUUAGCAGCAAGUAUCGCGUGUCAUGUUUCUGAGGAUUUUUCCGCAUGCUGACUUUGCAUUAGGCCUGUGUGGUGUGCUCAAAGGUAUGCGGGCAGCCCCUGAAUGACGGGUUUUGGGAUCUGCACUGCCGUCCUGCAUUAUUUAGAUAUGUAAAAAUGCUUUACAAUGUAAGCAUCUGCUAGGGUGCACACUUCAAGGCAGGGUGAGGCUCCCGUCGAGAUUCCUGUAAACGCUUUAAAGAUGAGCACUCGGAGAUACAACUGCUUCAGUGUGAAGCUGACACCCAACUUUGAGUUGAUGAGAAUGUGCACCGUCCGCCGCUCUCCUAUUGACUGCAGUGUUGUUCAGCUUUACUUUGCACUUGGAUUGAUAAAUUCUGCUGUUUAAUCUUGUUGGUUUCUGAAUGUGUGAUUCCCAAUAAAAUCCUUCAAAAGUG
Molecule: messenger RNA, 2613 nt
Organism: Erpetoichthys calabaricus (reedfish)
Lineage: Eukaryota; Metazoa; Chordata; Cladistia; Polypteriformes; Polypteridae
Gene: fhl1a
Product: four and a half LIM domains 1a
Exons: 6
Coding region: 194-1036 (280 amino acids)
Biological process (GO): muscle organ development
Molecular function (GO): transmembrane transporter binding
Source: RefSeq, a predicted model, not a curated record